Bicyclus anynana (squinting bush brown) is the source of this 6755-nucleotide messenger RNA. It is a transcript of the gene cysu, whose product is annotated as peroxidase. The coding region runs from base 145 to 2400 and encodes 751 amino acids. Gene Ontology annotation, biological process: response to oxidative stress. The transcript is spliced from 14 exons. Gene Ontology annotation, molecular function: peroxidase activity; heme binding. The record is from RefSeq and is a predicted model, not a curated record. NCBI's taxonomy places the organism in Eukaryota, Metazoa, Arthropoda, Insecta, Lepidoptera, Nymphalidae.
CAUGAGAGCGCAGCGAAGCAGCGGCAGUGCUAUCGGCGACGCUGCGGCAACAGCACGUUUCUCUGGUGCCGACGAUGAUGGUUUCGUACUGACGUGUUAGUGACAGUGUUGUAAACUAUUUGUGUUUUGUUGUUCGUGUUCACGAUGUUUUCGAGAGCGCUCCUCGUAGCGCUGUGUGUCGUGUACGCGACGUCACUGACACCGCUGACACCACUGGCGCCGCUCACCGCAACUGCUGAUGAUGACUGCGCCCUCUACCUCACGGGCCCGGGCAGAUCCUCCGCGUAUGACUACAGCCUCAACUUAUUGAAAGGCAACUUUGCCUACGAUGGUCAACACACUUGCAUAACUUACGAAGCUAUCAAUCAAGCUUACCUCGAUGCCAGGAACAGAAUUCUGGUUUCACAGCCUAAGGGCGAUUGGAAAGCUGAAGACUUUGCAAGUGUUGGAGAACUUAUCCUGGACAUCUCUAUUAGCUUAGCACGAACGUAUGGUUUAACAUAUGAGGAAAUCGAAAAAGGCCUGCCGUUGAUUGACACUUCCCGCACACUGAUCCGCGAAGCUUGUCCGCCCGUUUUUUCACACGUCGAAUGCCGCGCUGGAAAAUACCGUCGACUUGAUGGACUUUGCAACAACCUGAAACAUCCCACAUGGGGUGCAACUAUGGCUCCGUUCCAAAGGUUAAUAGGCCCCCUGUUUUCUGACGGCAUCAACGCCCCCCGUAUAUCUCACACUGGACACGACCUGCCGCUGUCUCGCGUGGUGUCCCGCACGAUGCACCCCGACGACGGCUUCCACGACCACGCCGGCACUGUGAUGGUCAUCGCUUGGGGACAGUUCAUGGACCACGACUACACUUUGACUGGAACUCCGCUUGAUCCUGUUCACCGAAACGACCCUGAAGAAUGCUGUAAGCGUCCGCCUCACCUGAAGCACCCAUACUGUAACGAGAUCCGCAUUCCCGACGAUGAUUAUUUCUACCGCCUCUUUGGAGUCAAGUGCAUAGAUUUCGUCAGAGGAUUCCCUUCCCCGAGACCCGGCUGCCGUCUGGGUUCAAGAGUUCCCUUCAAUACAUUGACUGGUGCUCUCGACGGGAACACCGUCUAUGGUGUUACUGAAAAAUUCGCUAGAAAAUUACGAACUGGAUAUGGUGGUCUUCUACGUAUGAAUCCCGUAUUCAAGGAAUAUGGCCUUAAAGACUUGUUGCCUCUAAAAUUGGAUAUACCCGAUGAAGGUUGUACGAGACCUAAUAAAAAUAUGUACUGUUUUGAAGCUGGUGAAAUAAGAGUGAACGAGCAGCUAGUCCUUACAGUGAUGCACACUUUAAUGGCUCGAGAACAUAACAGAGUAGCCGAAGCUCUUGCACACGUGAACCCCCACUGGGACGAUGAAAGCUUGUUCCAAGAGGCCAGACGCAUUAAUAUCGCUGAGAUACAACACAUAACUUACAACGAAUUCCUGCCUAUAUUGCUCGGGAAAGACGUCAUGGAAAAAUUCGGCCUAGUUCUUGCGAAAGAGGGCUACUGGGAAGGUUAUGAUGAGGAAGUUAAUCCAGACGUGAUUGCAUCCUUCGCUGCCGCGGCUUACCGUUUUGGUCAUUCCCUUCUACCUACUGCUGUUGAAAGAUGGUCCAAAGCCCACAAAUUCAUUGCAUCAAAACGUUUAUCAGACCUGAUUCGAAGACCAUACGAUUUGUACAGAGCGGGUGUUCUUGAUGAAUAUGUUAUGGGACUUAUGAACCAAGUAGCACAGGCUAUGGACGACUCUAUCACACAAGAAGUUACUAAUCAUCUGUUUAAGAAAGUGGGCGCCCGUUUUGGAAUGGACCUUGUAUCGUUUAAUAUGCAAAGAGGUCGGGAAUUCGGUCUGCCAGGAUAUAUGGAGUUCAGAAAAUUCUGUGGUCUCUCUGGUGCUGACACAUUCCAGGACUUAUUUGGAUCUAUGCCCAACGAAACAAUUCGUAAAUACGAGUCGAUCUUCGAACAUCCUGUUGAUGUGGAUCUGUGGUCUGGUGGAGUGUCUGAAAGACCUUUGCCUGGAUCUAUGUUGGGACCAACUUUUGCUUGCAUCAUCGCUACCCAAUUCUCUUACUCGAGACGGGGUGACAGAUUCUGGUUCGAGCUACCUAAUCAGCCUUCAUCAUUCACUCCUGAACAGUUGGCAGAAAUAAGGAAGUCUCGCCUUGCUCGUAUUAUUUGUGAUAACACAGAUAUCAUAGAUACAGUCCAACUAUAUCCCAUGGUUCUACCUGAUCAUGAAUUAAACCCUCGGGUACCGUGUAGAAGUGGUAUCAUACCAUCGAUGGACUUUAGUAAAUGGGCUGACCCAGUACCAUUCUUGGGUGGCGCUAAGGAAUAUGUAAGUAGUUUUUCGUACAAUCCGUACCACGGCAAGAAAUAGCACCAGCACCAAACUCCACAGUAAAGUUAGACGUAGCUAGCAGAUGUAGCAAAGUAAAAGUAUUUAAAAGCUUGUCAUUAAAUUAAGUCCUUUCUUUACAAAAAGCCUUAUUGGCAAACAAAUUCAAUAUUUCAAUUAAAAAUAUUAUAUUAGAAGUAAAAAGAGUACAGAAAGGACAUAAUUAUGUACCUACAUAAUAUUUGUUAAGAUUGACAUUGACUAUGAAACAGCAACGCGCUUGAAGUAAUUACGAAAAUGACUGAACGAAAAGGAUAUUCUAAAUAUAAGCCAACCAACAUUUCUGCUGUAGCAAAAUUAAUUUAAAGCUAUUUUAUUUAUUAGUCAUUCCAACUUUAGACGUGUUAAAUUACGAAUGGCAAACAACCAAAAAUACUUUUUCAAAAAAUCCCAUUUUCGUAGUUCCAAAGUAUCUUACAUAGGAAAGGAAGACUUAAGAAUGAUAAGAUCACCCUAAUAUUCAACUUAAAAACUUGCAAAAAAAAAAGAUAAGGGUAUUCUUAUGUUAUGUUUUCGAGGCCUGGCACGUCGAUUCUCCUUCUACAAACGCUAACGUUUUGAAAACUAAAAAAAUGUAUGGGAAUGACAGGUGCGAUCGAUAACUUGGUUACGUGAGCUGUCGAUAGCAAAUAUCAUUGUCAUACAUUUUUUUAAUAUUCGAAGCGAUCGUGAUUGAAAAUAAGUGUGAUCUUAUCUUUUAAAACAGUUGGUCGUGAAGAUAGAGAACUGUGGUACAACUUUUAAAUGUAAGAAGUCACUUAUAUAAUAAAAGUAAUCUGUAGAUUACAAAAGUAUAUUAUAACACAAACAACUUGCCUUCACUGUAUUUCACUGUAUAUAAUCAUAUUUUCAUUUUCCAUGUAAGAUGUAUAAGGGUGUCAUUACUACUUUUGUAUAAAUUAAUUAGUUAAGUAUAAAUAAUAAAUAUACACCCAUAUUGAUAAACCUCGUUCAAAGUAGUUUGUUGAAGUUCAACUUCAAAUGCUAACAUGCACUUGAGACAUAUCUGCCAAAUUAUGGAAAAAACAGUAGUUGUAAACAUUGUAAAAUUAAGGGAAAAUAUCAGAAAACAACACUUUUAUCGUACGAGUAUGUGCAAUGUGCAUGGAAUAUUUAAGUAAUAAUUAUCAAGAAAAUACCUAUAUAUACAUAAAAAUCGAUCAGCUACUUCUAAAAAAAUACCUCUUUAGACCCUUAACAUUUGUUAUUAAUUAAUCAUUACUUACUUAUGCAAUUUAUAUUUUUGUAUACGACAAUGCGGGCAUUUGAUAUACGUACUAAGUGCAAUCACUCCGAUUAAGGUGUCUGCUAUAUACAUAUAUUUAUAUAACGAUCUAACUACAAUAAUAUUUAUUAUAAAAACAAAUGUUUUAAAUUUUUGGCGGUUCUAGAAACAUAAAACAAAUCCCUGUGUAAUAGGUAAGGAACCAAAAACAGAAACCUUACGUUAUAUAUUAUGUUGAUAUGUAUAUAAUAUGUAGGCCAAAUUUUACCCAAAAAAUUCAUUUUUACUAUAUAAAUUAUUUUUUAUUCGUUUUUUGCCCACAAUAUAUAGUUAACCUAAUUUUAUGGUUAGUAUAUAUUUUUAUCCCCAUUGAGUAUCUACAUAGUAUGUUCACCUUACUCGGAAUCUUUCUAUGCUGCUUGCACUAAAUAUUUUUUUUACUUUCAUAGCAACAUAACGUCUUAACAUCAGCCGUCAAAUAUUUGUACCCAGUGUGUAACAUUUGAAACAUUUAGUCAGUAGUUUUAAUAAAAAAUAUUUAGAAUAGAAAAUAUACAAAUUAAAAACCCUGUAUUCCAUAUAGUCCGUAUAAGUAAGAAAACUACAUACUAAUUGUGUAAAAUUAUACUUUAAAAUAUUGUUAUGAAUUAACGAAAAAUUGUUGCUUACCCCUGACAUUCACUCCGCGAACAAGCUUUAAGUAACUUACUGAAGUACAGUAAGUAAGUUACUUAAGAAGUUACUAAAAAAACUAGUUAAAACAUCAUCACACAUGAGAACAAGGUGACCUUUUAAAGUAACGACUAUUUAAUUAUAAAACUGGAAUAUAGAAGUCUUUACAAAUUUGAAAAUAAUGGUAAGUUUCGUCGGAUUCACACUACAGAAGAUCUGUGUAUCAGAAGAUAUGUUAGAACAUCAGAGUGCCUAGUGUGCAGUUGUCAAUGUUUUCAUACUCUGACUAUCGCGUAACCGUAAACGCGAAUUUCGAAGGAAUUGAGACAGUUGUGCAGUAGUGCCACUAUAUAGCUAUUUAAAUUCCUUAGAAAUUCGCGUUUACGGUUACGCCAUCGUCUCAUUAUAAAAACUGCCACUAGGCACACCGAAGUCUGACUGACCUCAUUAUAAUAUCCUAUCGACAGAAAAUUCUGGGUCUUAACUAAAACCUCAAAGGCUCGAUCCCCGCCCCUCGUACGCGCUCCUAACAGUCAUUUCCAACAAGGGGAACGAGAAUAUUGGUCAUUUUUUGUCAUAUCUUCUGAGAAUAGACACUCUAAUGUGGAUCCGGUAUUAGAUAGUUAUGUACAAAGUAGAGCGACGUAAGUAGUCACGCUUGCCAUAUUUUUGUAGAUCACACGUGAUGCCGAUCUUUACUUUUAGUCCAGGAUCCGGGGAACAUUUGUACAAUUAAUUAGGUACUACGAGAAUCUAAAUCUAUUGCAAGUACUCUUAAUAUUAGUUGUCAAAUUCACCGUAACUAGAUUCGUCUUGACGGAACGCCCAGCUUUACAAAAAUUGUGGUAGGACCGAAUGUACCACGUAAUUUUCAAGAACAAUAUAUUAUAGGGCGAAUCAAUAUGAAGCUAUCCAAAAGCUAUCCUCUCGAUGAGAUGACUAACAUUUUCCAUUAAUUUUUUUUUUCUCAAGAAAAAUUAAAUUGCUAUUAACAAAUAAUAAAAUCUUCCCCAGUUCCUGAACUAUUUCCAUAUAAUUUUUAUGGAACAAUUGUGUAAAUACAAACGAUUAUUUUUAUUUUGUUACUUAUUAUAGUUUUAUGAUUUAACGUGCCCUAAAAUGGGCGUUUUUAACAGCCAAUUGAAUGUAUGUCACUUUUGACAGAUAUACUUACAAACAUAAUGUGUAUAGUGAGUAAGCGUCAAAAGUAGCAUGUAACAAUAGCUGCACUGUAAUUGGUGUUAUUGGUAUCGUAAUCCAUGAUAAUUCAAAAUGUGCCGAAGAAAGAUAAGUAAGAGGUACUAUGGUAUAGUUUGUCUACUUUCAGAAGUCUGUUUGAUUUUGGGUGUCGUGGUAAGGUAUUAGGUGUAGGUGUAGUUUGACGUUCUGUUUGACAGUAGACAUAGGCGCAAUUAGCGGGUGGGCCGGGCCCACCCUAGAAUAGUCCAAUGCCCACCCUAGGAUGAUGAGCUACCAAUUUGAAAUUCCAUGAUGGACGCCGAAAUACUAAUAAUUUUACACAAAAUAUCAUUUAAAAUAUCAAAUAAUAACAAUUACGACUUAUAAUAAAGAAAAACCUAGAGUAAUAAAGAUUUUGAAAAAUAUAUUAGGACCUUUUCAUAUACCUGCCAUAGAUACAAAAAAAAAAAUUGAGCCGUUUCAGAGGUCUGCGUCUACAAAUAUUGCUAACGAAAUUUUUAUAUUGAGUGUCGACUCUGCUCAGUGAUAUGUAGGCCCACCCCAGGAAAUAAUCCUAGAUACGCCCAUGACAGUAGAUAGUGAACAUGGCGUUGGUCUAGAUAUACUGCCACAAACUUUUCUGACCCGGUGGCCAAAACUAUCCAAUGUCAAAAGUCGCAAUGGUCACCAUUUUGCAAAACAUUAUCAAAACUGAAACUAUUAUUCUACUUGACGCGAAACGGAGCGUUUGACAAAAAUAUUAGAUAUCAAUUAGUUUGACGUUUAAUACAUCAAGUAACAUUGUAACGAUCGACAAAAAGGACGACAGCGUUUCGACGUUUGGAAAAUUUGAAAAAAAUACUUGAUUUUUAAAUUAAGUUCUAUAAAACCUUAACUUUUAUUAUAAAAUAUCAAUGUAUAAUUCGGACCACAUAAUAAAUUUGAUAUGAGUGAACUACCAUAGUAGUCUGAGUACUAAAAGCGCGACAACAGUGACAUCCUCACCAGAUAAAUAUAAAACUGAACUGAAUGCAUGUUCUAUAUCGAAACAAACCUUCAGUUUGUAUACGGACCUACUUUAAACUGUAUCCAAAGCCAAACGGACUUCCGGAACAGAUUGUCUAUACAACUUGUUACAAUAUUUUUAAUUUUUAUUUAUUCUAUAGUUAGAGUAGUUUGUAGAGUAGUGUAGUUAUAGUUUAUGUAUCGCAUGGUCACGUGUUUUGUAUUGUAAAUAAAUAAAAUGAAGUUAUGUAUGAAA